AUGUGGGACUUGACGACGGCCUUAGACCAGCACAUGGCAGCUCGUCAGAAUCCGCUCGCAAACGCACCAUCAACAAGUAGUAUGGAUACGCUGAAAGCGUCGUCAACAGUGAAGCUACCGCAAACUAUACUACAGGGACUGAAUGGUCCUUCCCCUCAGGAACUAUUGCAAUUGAUUGAUGAAUGUGAAAUUUGCUGCAACAGCAUGAGCCCAACCCCGGCUUCAACACCACACUCAUCUGUAGCUCAUCUUCCUGGUCUUUAA
Strongylus vulgaris is the source of this 264-nucleotide messenger RNA. The record is from the annotation of a GenBank genome assembly. Lineage: Eukaryota; Metazoa; Nematoda; Chromadorea; Rhabditida; Strongylidae.